Rhizopus microsporus ATCC 52813 is the source of this 1112-nucleotide messenger RNA. RefSeq names its product mitochondrial substrate carrier family protein. The record is from RefSeq and is a predicted model, not a curated record. Gene Ontology annotation, molecular function: transmembrane transporter activity. NCBI's taxonomy places the organism in Eukaryota, Fungi, Mucoromycota, Mucoromycetes, Mucorales, Rhizopodaceae. The annotation marks the transcript as partial. The transcript is spliced from 6 exons. Gene Ontology annotation, biological process: transmembrane transport.
UAAACCUUUUUUUUUUUUUCCUUACAAACAUCUCUUUAUGAUCUGUUACUGAGCAACUGGAGAAAUCAUUUGAUUGGCUGAAAAGUUUUAACUAUUCUUUGGACUGUUACCCCUUUUUUCCCAUUUUUUUUUCUUCCUUUAAAAAUAAUGGCUACAUACAAGGAAGAAAGUGUCCGAUUGCAAAUACCUAAAUUAGCUCAAGACUUGAUUGCUGGAACUUGUGGCGGUUGGGCACAGGUUAUUGUUGGCCAUCCUUUUGAUACCCUUAAAGUCAGGUUACAGACACAGCCUUCUCCCCCUAUUUAUAAAAAUGCUGUAGACUGUUUCCGACAAUUAGUUCAAUCUGAAGGUCCCAAAGGCUUAUAUCGUGGUGUUGCCUCUCCACUUGCUGGUAUUGGUUUAUGUAACGCAGUUGUUUUCAUGUGCAACGGCGAGUUUAGAAGAAUGCUUCAAGGAGGAGACGCAAAUAAAGUGCUGUCUUUGGCUGAGAUCGGUAUAGCAGGCUCUAUGGCAGGAACAGUCAUGGCCUUUUUCAACUGUCCUAUUGAGCUAUUAAAGGUCAAACUUCAGACACAGGAUCCUGCUGGUAUCAUUGGUGCUAAUGGAAAACUUGAGCCUCCUUAUAAAGGUGUUAUUGAUUGUGGUAUUCGUACUGUGCGUGCUCAAGGACCAUUAGGUAUCUACAGAGGAAUAGGAAUUACAUUGCUAAGAGAUUGUCCAAGCUACGGUUUAUACUUUAUCACAUACGAAGGAUUGAAACGCACCUUCCAGUACAUGAAGGGUCCUGAUCAGACUCUAUCUACUUUUGAUCUGUUGAUGGCUGGUGGUUUAUCUGGAUUUGGUGCUUGGAUUCCCGCAUAUCCUCAAGACGUCAUCAAGAGUCGAAUGCAAAAUGAUCCUAGAAUCAAAUCCUCGGCUGCCGCAUUCCGUGCACUGGUAAGAGAAGCAGGAUAUAAGGCAUUUUUCAAUGGUGUCGGCCCAACCAUGGCAAGAGCUUUUCCUGCUAAUGCUGCUACCUUCUUUGCCUACGAGCUGGCUAUGAAGGCAAUGAACUAAAUAAAACCAUUAUAGACUGUAUAUAUAAUAAUAUAUAUUAAGCAAAAAUUGUUGUC